Molecule: messenger RNA, 3308 nt
Organism: Epinephelus fuscoguttatus (brown-marbled grouper)
Lineage: Eukaryota; Metazoa; Chordata; Actinopteri; Perciformes; Serranidae
Product: high-affinity choline transporter 1-like
Exons: 7
Coding region: 1402-2763 (453 amino acids)
Biological process (GO): choline transport; acetylcholine biosynthetic process; transmembrane transport
Cellular component (GO): plasma membrane
Molecular function (GO): choline:sodium symporter activity
Source: RefSeq, a predicted model, not a curated record
ACACACUUCAAAGGCAGAGGGCUGGAUAACAGAUAAUUUACACAUAAUACACAUCAUUUAAAGUAAUAACUAGGUAAAUGAGGGACAUAUAAGAAACUCACAACAAGUUAAUGGUCAGUUCUUGAAUAACUCCCAAUGAAAUGUCAUAGAGCAGGUAAUCAUUAGUUAGUUCAGUCAACUGAGAAAAGGGCUGAGAGAACCUAUAAAGAACGAAUGAGGAAAUAUCAAUUAAUGGUUAGUUUAUGAGUUAAUCCAAAUCAAAUGUGUGAGUAGCUGACCAUCAGUUAUUGUUUAGUAAAUUGAGAAACAAGUAAGGAAACUAAUGGGUAAUGAAUGACAAAAUAUCAGUUAAUGGUUCGUUAGUUUUUGAGUUAAUCUCAAUCAGAUGUCAUAUAGUAGCCAACCAUUAGUAAAUGAUUAGUUAAUUAAGAAACAAGUGAGGGACCCUAAUGAGUAAUAAAUAAGGAACUAAACUUUAGUUUAUGGUCAUUUCUUGAGUAACUCCCAAUUAAAUGCUGUAGAGUUAUAUAUUAUUUAGUUAAUUGAGAAAAAAACUGAGGGAACUAAUAAGAAACAAAUGAGGACAUUAGUUAACCAUUAGUUAAUGAUUAGUUGAUUGAGAAACAAGUGCGAGAACUAAUGAGGAACAAAUGAGGAACUAAGUGGUCAUUCCUGAGAAACUCCCAGUCAAAUAAUAGAGUAGUAAACCAUUAGUUAAUGAUUAAUUAAUCGGGAAACAAGAGAGAAAACUAAUGGGGAAUGAAUUAAUUAACUAUUAGUUAAUGGUCAGUUCUUGAGUAACUCCCAAUCAAAUGUAAUAGUACUGAAGUUCUCAAUUAGAACUUAAUUAUUACCUGACAAUUUGACAUCUUUACUGUGUCUCCUUAAAGGGGCAAUAAGCGGAAAGUCAUCAUUUCUAGAUUGAAGGAAUUAAAAAAAUCGCUAUGUGAAGAACUAGAGGUGUAAUUUCAUCUGGAGUAUAGCAUGACCUCACACACCCUCUCUCUGUGUUGAUCUCCAGCCCAUUGUUUACAAGCCGGUCCGGCUGCGUGUUCAUGUACGUUCAUGUGAAUCGCCGCCUCCUCCUCCUCUCAGAGCCCUUGGCCCUCCCUCCCUAUAAAAGGCUACAGCCAGUGAGCAAUGGCAGUGCGUAUUUUCGAAGUGAAAUGGCGGACAGCGGAACAAAACGUUCACCUGAAGACGACCAGGAUCUGACACUACCUCUAAAGAAACAACGGUUGUUGGUGAAGAAGUUGUCAGAUAAAGAAAGGGACAGAACCCAAAUUAACAUUGGCCUUGCAUUUCCAAGGUGGAGAGCACUGCGAGAGCUAAAGGGGCUACAAUCUGACUCGGAGCUAGCUCUUCUUCUCCUGGACAGGUGGUCUUUUCUUUGCCAAGCCAAUGAGGGAUAAGGAGUAUGUCACCAUGAUGGACCCAUUCCAGAUAAAGUAUGGCAAAAUACUGAGUGGUGCUCUAGUGCUGCCUUCUCUGCUGGUGGAUGUGCUGUGGGUGUCCUGCACUCUGCUAAGCUUAGGAUCAACUAUGAGCGUGAUUCUGGACUUGCCCUAUGUCUAUUCUGUUUGGAUCUCAUCGGCUGUGGCCAUUAUCUACACAUUGUUAGGAGGCCUCUAUUCGGUGGCGUACACUGAUGUUAUCCAGCUCUGUUUAGUUUUCCUCAGUUUGUGGUUGUGUAUCCCAUUCCUGCUGCUCAACCCCACAUCUACAAACAUUGCCCAGACUGCAUUCAACCACACGUUCCAAGAACCCUGGGUCAGCACUCUGGAGCAAGACAAAAUCUGGAAGUGGAUUGAUGACUUCUUAAUGAUUGGUAUUGGUAGUAUUUCAUUUCAGAGCUUCCACCAGAGGACGCUGUCUGCCAACUCAUCUCGAACUGCCCAGAUUACCUGCUAUGCUGCUGCUGUUGUCAUCAUCAUACUUGGAAUCCCCCCUGCCUUAGUUGGUGCUGUCGCCGCCUCUACAGACUGGAACCUGACGCUGUAUGGUUCUCCAUCUCCAUAUGUACGUGGUGAGCAAAGUUUGGUCCUGCCCCUGACCCUACAGAACCUCACUCCAUCCUAUAUUUCAAUCAUUGGAAUCGGAGCUGUGGCCGCUGCUGUCAUGUCAUCUGCAGACUCUGGCCUGUUGUCUGCAACUUCUGUUUUCUCUUCAAAUAUCUACAAGAACAUCCUAUGCAAACAGGCAUCAGACAAUGAAAUGCAAUGGGUAAUACGGGUCACAGUGGUGGUGGUGGGUGUGGUUGGGACAUCCAUGACGUUCUACACCAACAGCCCCCUGGUCCUCUGGAUUCUCGGAGCAGAUACUGCCUACACCCUCAUAUUCCCCCAUCUGGUUUCUGUGCUCUUCUUUGAAGUGACGAAUGGUUAUGGUGCCGUGGUGGGUUACAUCGUAGGGCUGACUGUAAGGGUUUUGCUGGGGGAGAAUUCUGUAGGUCUUCCUGUUGUUCUUCAUCUUCCUGGUUGCACACUGGAAGAUGGCGUCUACAUCCAAAAGUCUCCUAUCAGGACAAUCUCCAUGUUGUGCACUUUGGUAACCAUCUUAGUUUUUUCUUUGCUGGCUUCAUUCAUAUUCAAUCAUGACCUGUUGCCUGAGAGGUGGGAUAUUUUCAACGUAAAGCAUAAUGUUACUGUGUCACCUGCGGAUCCCGUCACACAGAAUCUAAACGAAGAAGCAAGAAGUAAUGCUGAGUAUGAUGAGAACACAUAUGGAGUUGCCUUGCAGCCAGUUUUGCCGACUGGAUCGUAACCAGUUGCCCUUUUUUUCCCUUUCUGGCCUGAGUUUUGUAAUAAUCUUGUGUAAACAUUUAGAAAAAUUCCAAGUUGAAGUUGCCUGUAUUUUAAGCUGUUAACUGUUGUGAGCAUUUACUUUCUUUGUUAGUAUUUUUUGUGGAACCAAGUUACACGAAAGAGAAAUCAUUUCAAAAACAGUGGAUUACUCAAAAUAAAGAAUGAUCCUAUUUGCAAUAGUUAAUAAGUGGAAGCUUAUCUCACCUUUCUUAAUGUCUUCUGCUCUCUCCUCUCCUGCUCCACAGGACUUUUGCAUAAUACUGCAACAGCAAUUAAAUAGCAAAUGGGAAUAAAUCAGAAAAGAAGCUGUACUAACAUAUCUAAUGUACAUCUGGUUCAAAUAAAGGCCUAGUGCCUAAUUCUUUUGAAAGAGCAAUGGCCAAUGAGAAAACUCCAACACUUGACCAGGGCUUUAUUGAUCGACCACUGGUGUAACAGUCACUCAGUAAGUCACUCAGUAAGUAAUGGACAGCCUCUAGAGUUUAUAGAGCUAGUUCUGCUUUU